UGAGGUCACAGAAGGAGCCCUCCCCCAUUCCUCCUCUUGCUCUCCUGGCCCCCAGCCUGGGGGCAGGCAGCCCCCACCCAUGGUGCCCUGGGCCACCCUGGCCCUGGUGGGCAUGAACCUCGCCCUCUUCUGGCACCCUCUCCAUGCCCCCGGGGCUGCCUGCCUGAGCGUGAGGACGGUGUGGGACCGGGGCCAGUGGCAGAGACUCUUCCUGGCCCCCUUCCACCACCUGGGCCCUGCCCACCUCCUCAUGAACAUGGCCACGCUCCUGUGGCUGGGCCACGGGGUGGAGCAGGAGGUGGGCAGCCUGCGGACGGGGGUCCUGCUCCUGGCCUUGGCCCUCGUGGGGGGGCUCUUCCACCUGGCGCUCAACACCCUCCUGGCCGCACUGACGGGGAACCUGUGGUACAGGGAGCACUGCGCGGUCGGCUUCUCAGGUGAGCUGGCUCUCCCAUCCCCAACGCGCUGCCCCCGGGGCUCUCCAUCUCAUAGGGCUGCGAGAGUCGGAGGGGACCCCCAAAGCUCAUCUAGUCCAACCCCCCAUGAAAUUUUAGAGUUGGGAUUCCCAGGCGUUUUCUAGCCACCCCUCCGCAAUGCAGAGAUCACAGCUGAAAAACCUCUGGAGGGUUAUCACCAUAUCUCCUCUUGAAAAGCUCCUGCAGAUUUCAGACGUGGGGUUUUAAGAGAUGGAAGGGCCCUCCAAAGGACAUCUAGUCCAACCCCGCCCCGCGCCGCAAUGCUGAAUCGUCUCUGUGAAAGGGCCUGGGUCCAGAGGCAGAGGUCCGAUGCUCCUUUGACGUGGCUCCUCCAUCUUCUCCCUCCUUCCAAGCUGCAGGGGUCCUCUUCUCCCUGGAAGCCAUGGGCAGGCAAGUGGAAUCCGUCCCUGUGGCAACGAUGUCCAGCGGGUUCACGGUCACGACCAGGUGGCUCUGCGUCUUGGAAUGCCUCCUCCUCGCCAUCCUUUAUCCCAGGUAAGCCCCGGAUGCGAGUCAGGGAAGGGGAAAGAAACCCAAGCAGCAGGGAGCCAGCAUUCCUGCCCCAAGUGGGAGGUAGAAGAUUCCAGUCCCCUCUUCUGAGGUCAUUCCAACACUCUAGACACGCUCAGAGGCACUCUUGUCAUCGCCGCUUUCCAUUUCCUCUACUCGCUUAGGGCAGAAUCCCAGCACAGAGGUCGCAUAGUUAAACUGUGGAACUCUCCGCUGCAGGAAAAGCAGAGAAGCCACCUUUGGCCUUUACCCAUCUGCGGCUGCAGAAUUCUCCUUAAGAUUUUAAAAAACAGGCCAUCUGGCCACCUGCCAGGGGUUCUCGAGCUGUGGUCCCUGCAUUGCAAGCAGCGGGUUGGGCUAGGUGACCGCAAGGGGACCCCUUCCGACUCUACGGUUUUAUGAUUCUGUGAUGAGCUUGUGCUGUGAGCUCUUUCCCCUAGAAGCAGCUUGAGUCACAGGAAGGAGAGGCUGAGUCAUAGUGUGUGUGUGUCUUCUCCUGCAGGUGCAAGGCUGGCACAAUACUUUUUGCAGCCUGGGGCAAACAGCGAGGUGCAGAAUAACUGAGGGAACCACCAGCUGGCGACUGGACAGACCCCCAGGCCUUAGUGCAGGUGGGGCAGGGGCAUGGGGCAAAGCCUCGUCCUCAUAGAACAGUAGAGUCGGAAGGGAUCCCCUAGGGUCAUCUAGCCCAACCCGCUGCAAAGCAGGAAUCUCAGCUAGAUCACACACGGCAAGUGGACACCCAACCUUUUCCUUAUAAGCCUCCAAGGAAGCCACCCACCUCUUGUGGGUGCCUGUUCUGCUUUUGAACGGCUCUUGCUGCCAGGUGGCACUUCCUGGGGUUUAGUCAGAAUCUCGAUGCUGCGAGUUCGAGUCCUACUCUCCAGAGCAGCAGAAAACAAGCUUGCUCUGCCUUCUAUGUGAUGGCCAGGCCAGGGUCAGUACUAUAUGCUCAAGCUGCCUUGCCCCAGUGAGAAACCUGGCUUCCGAAUUCUGCCCCAGCUGGAUGUUUCUGAACAGCCUUUGGGGCAGCCCCACGUAUCCCGUGUUGCAGUAAUAAUAAUAAUUUAUUAUUUAUACCCCGCCCAUCUGGCUGGGUUUCCCCAGCCACUCUGGGCGGCUUCCAACAAAACAGUAAAAUACAAUAACCUAUUAAACAUUAAAAGCUCCCCUAAAGAGGGCUGCCUUUAGAUGUCUUCUAAAAGUUUGGUAGUUAUUUUUCUCUUUGACAUCUGAAGGGAGGGCGUUCCACAGGGUGGGUGCCACCACCGAGAAGGCCCUCUGCCUGGUUCCCUGUAACUUGGCUUCUCGCAGCGAGGGAACCGCCAGAAGGUCCUCGGCACUGGACCUCAAUGUCUGGGCUGAACGAUGGGGGUGGAGACGCUCCUUCAGGUAUACAGAACUGAGGCCGUUUAGGGCUUUCAAGGUCAGCACCAACACUUUGAAUUGUGCUCGGAAACGUCCUGGGAGCCAAUGCAGGUCUCUCAGGACCAGUGUUAUGUGGUCUCGGCGGCCGCUCCCAGUCACCAGUCUAGCCUAAUCUAACCUUGAGGUUAUAUGUCCACUUCUCCAUCCUCCAGGAGUUCUCUCACCGGCCACGUCUCUGGGAUACUGGCUGGGUUGGCCCUCUCCGCCGUCCCUCUGAACUAGGGCGACUGAAGAUGUGAGCCUCUGGAGGAAGACCACCACCCACCACCCGCAGGAGCCAUCAGCGCCGGCCCCCCACCCACCAACUCAAUAAACCUGCCCUCCCUCUCUCCCUUCUUCCUCAA
This is a messenger RNA of Podarcis lilfordi (Lilford's wall lizard), 2758 nucleotides long. NCBI's taxonomy places the organism in Eukaryota, Metazoa, Chordata, Lepidosauria, Squamata, Lacertidae. The record is from the annotation of a GenBank genome assembly.